UGCACCAGUGAGCAGUGUUGCGACUGAAGGCGGACGACACAAAGACGUACGGCUGCCAGAAAGAUGCCGAACCAGUCAAGGAAAACUGAAAUGAGCCACUCACAGGAUGUGAUGCUCUGUGAGCAGGUCUCGCAACAUCCUUGCCUUUACGAUUUGAAGAACCCUAAAUAUAGGGACACUUUGUUCAGAGACAGAAUUUGGGAAGAAAUUGGUGCACAGUUGAAACAGGCAGGUGAAAUGUGCAAAAACAGAUGGAGAAAUAUUCGGGACUCGCAUCAGAGAAAUAAACGAGAAAGAAAGCUUGGAACAGGUUCACAUGCCUCAGCAAAACCAAGAAAAUGGGUUCUGCUUGAUCACUUGGCUUUCCUGGAGGCAGUUCAACAGGAGACACAUUGCCUCGAAGGAUGAACAACGAGUAAAGAUGUGGCUCCAGAAAAUGAGGAGUAAUUUUGUCCCCACAAAAUAUUCCAAAGUAUGUUCAAAACACUGAAGAGGAAUGUUUGGACAGAGAAAAAUUUGGACGUGUGUGUUUGAAGGUAGAUGCUAUACCAACAAUUCUUAAUUUUCCACAGCACCUUCUACCCAAAGUACCCACACGAAAACCACCUGUUAAACGAAAUUUGUCAGGUUCGUAUAUAUAACUUGUGGUUAUCAUAUUAGCUACUUUCUUUCACUGAGAAAUGUGUUACAUUCUGCAUUAUUCGGCAUAGGCUUGUACACUGAGGUGUCUGUUUCAUCUUUACACUCAGAAACCUUGACAAACCUGUGAUGACAAUAGUGAAAAAACUCAAAAUGGGCCCAUGGUGG
Molecule: messenger RNA, 807 nt
Organism: Schistocerca serialis cubense
Lineage: Eukaryota; Metazoa; Arthropoda; Insecta; Orthoptera; Acrididae
Exons: 3
Coding region: 64-408 (114 amino acids)
Biological process (GO): regulation of transcription by RNA polymerase II
Cellular component (GO): nucleus; transcription regulator complex
Source: RefSeq, a predicted model, not a curated record